AUGCAGCAACGCUCCCUGUGUCCAGUUAUCCUCGAUAUAAGAAGAGGCACCCUGGGGAAGAUCCUCUCUCCUCCUCCUGGUCGAGGACAGCGACUGGAAGAGACCACGGAUUCGAAGGGAAUUCAUUCCGGGGGGGAAGUAGGGGCGCUGCAGAUUGAUGUGGACGCCUCGCCGCAACAGGAAACAAGUCAAGGAGAAGGCCGGAGACCAAGCCAAACAUCUACUGGGGGCCUACUGGCGGGCACCAUUCCUCGCAGGACACAGGACAGAGAUCAAUCUCGAGACUUCGGCAGGAGGCGGCGCACUGGAAUGCCCCCACCUUGA
Messenger RNA from Eimeria necatrix, 324 nucleotides. RefSeq lists its product as hypothetical. The coding region runs from base 1 to 324 and encodes 107 amino acids. The record is from RefSeq and is a predicted model, not a curated record. Lineage: Eukaryota; Apicomplexa; Conoidasida; Eucoccidiorida; Eimeriidae. The transcript has a single exon.